Acaulospora morrowiae is the source of this 241-nucleotide messenger RNA. NCBI's taxonomy places the organism in Eukaryota, Fungi, Glomeromycota, Glomeromycetes, Diversisporales, Acaulosporaceae. The record is from the annotation of a GenBank genome assembly.
AUGGCAUCUCAGCCGCAGAAACAGACUCCUUUCCUUGUUCAGACACCACAACAAUCCAUAAAAAGUGAAAAUGAGACCAUUCUGACGCCUUCGACCUUAAAGCCUCCUAAUGUUCCAGUAUUACGAAUAUCCAUACCGCAACAGUUUAAAUACAUUUCAGUGAUUACCCAAGGAUUUUUAACGGCGCACUUGUUCAUAACACAAAAUUCUCAAGCAUUUAAUAAUUCGUUCAGAAUUGCAA